Molecule: messenger RNA, 1563 nt
Organism: Macrosiphum euphorbiae (potato aphid)
Lineage: Eukaryota; Metazoa; Arthropoda; Insecta; Hemiptera; Aphididae
Source: the annotation of a GenBank genome assembly
AUGGCUCUUAACGACUAUGAAAUCGAAACUUUUUUAAAUAUACCAAUUGAAAGUGAAGACGAGUAUGCAGAUGGUUUUGACCUAAGUGACGAUGAAGAUAUAAAUGAGGAAACUGUAACUCCUCGUGAAGACCGUGUUGUUGUGCGUGUUAGAGAAGAAGACAAUGAUGUUUUUACACUUCCAGAAUAUUUUUUAGUUGAAAAUGAAAAUGUUUCCGAUCAAUCAACUUCCGGUACAAGUCCUGUACAAGUUCAAACUUCACCAUUACCGCCGUCGUCGCAAAUUGUAAAUUUUGUACAAACAUCUACAAAUAUAAUGCGCGUUCAACGUACAAGGAUUACUCGCUGUGAUAAAAAUGCUGCUAAAAAACAGGUAAAAAAUCCAAUUUUACCUACUAAAAAAGAACCUCCCGAAGACCGUGAUAGACUGUUCAAAAUCCGUCCGAUUGUUGAAUUACUAAAAGCAAAAUUUUCUUCUGUGCCUUUUGACGAAUUUCUAGCACUAGAUGAACAGUUGUGCCCAACAAAGGCGCGUUCGUAUAUGAAGCAAUAUUUACCCCUUAAACCUCAUAAAUGGGGUUAUAAAUUAUUUGUUCUCUGUGGAGUAAAAGGUUACGCCUACAAUUUUGAAAUUUACACAGGUAACGAAAACAAUUCUCUAGAACGCCAGCAAAUGCUUGAACCUGACUUAGGUGCAACAGGUAAUGUCGUAGUUAGACUUUCGAGAGUGAUACCGAGAAAUGAACACCAUAAACUAUACUUCGACAAUUAUUAUACGUCAAUUCCAGUUAUGGUGUAUUUAGAAAAAUUAGGUAAACACACAGUAGGGACGUUUAGGAGGAAUAGAUUUCCCGAUAUAGCGCUUAUGCCUGAAAAAGAAAUGCUUAAAAAACCUCGAGGAACAUAUGAUGAAUGUUUAACAGUAGUUGAUGGUGUACCAAUUACAACAGUGUCGUGGAAAGACAAUAAAAUUGUAAAUGUUACCUCCACUUACAUUGGCGCCCUCGAACCAACCAAAGUACGUAGAUACGAUAAAAAACAAAAAAAAAAUGUAGACGUUGAGAUACCAAAAAUUAUCGAAGUCUAUAAUAAGCACAUGGGCGGUGUUGAUCUGAUGGAUUCAUUGAUAGGACGGUACAGAAUAAUAAUGAGAUCAAAAAAAUGGUACAUAAAAAUAUUUUAUCACUUAUUAGAUAUGACAGUCGUGAAUUCAUGGCUAAUGUACAAAAAAAUUACGGGCAACACAAUGCCAUUGGCCAAGUUCCGAGAACAUUUAUCUGUAACUCUUAUGCAAAGUGGAAUCGCCAAACGAGGAAAAGGCAGGCCCUCAGGUUCAUUCGAAAUACAAGAAAAUAUUAAAAAAAAACGAACACAAACACCAUCUGCGCCGUUUAACGAGAUAAGAAGAGAUUGUCUAGAACAUUGGCCAAACUAUGAACAGCAAAGACGGGUAUGCAAAAUGCCAAAAUGCAAAUUUCAGUCGUUCACAAAAUGUUCCAAAUGUUGUGUAUAUUUAUGUUACAAUAACGAUAGAAACUGUUUUGUUGAUUUUCAUUGUUCUUAG